Molecule: messenger RNA, 661 nt
Organism: Drosophila suzukii
Lineage: Eukaryota; Metazoa; Arthropoda; Insecta; Diptera; Drosophilidae
Source: RefSeq, a predicted model, not a curated record
GAGAGAUGAAUCGGGAGCUCGAAGAAAACUUUAAUACACGUUUUUUUAACAUUAAAUCUAGUCCUAUAAAUGCAAGUGAUAGAAAUGACAAUAAUAACAAAAUUACCAAAACGGGCACUGUUCAAGGAAUGGAGAACUUCAAAUUUAUUCAUAGAAAUCAAUAUACAGAAACACCGUUUUUAAAUAAUAUUGCUUCAAAUGAGGAAUACUACCAUCAGUUUUCUUGUGCAUUAGAUGAAAUGAAUGACAUCCCUUUUAUAUGCUGCGCAAGAAAUAUUUUUCAUCCCUACAUGACAAACUCCAUUAACUUUCAAGAAAAACCAUUUAGAAAACCGUUUACUGACAGAAAACCUCGCCAAGCCUACAAUGCGUCACAGUUGGAACAACUUGAAAAAGAGUUCAAUUUAAAUAAAUACCUCAGUGCUAGUAAGCGAGUUGAACUGUCAAAGUCGCUGUCUCUGACGGAAGUUCAAAUAAAAACAUGGUUUCAAAACCGUCGUACAAAAUGGAAGAAACAGUUGACAUCGAGGUUAAAAAUAGCGCACAGACAAGGAUUAUGGGUGCCAACUUUACCAACUUCAACAAUUUUUCCACAUACAUAAUAUGAAGGCAUCAAAGCCCUAUUAAGACCUUUAAAAUCAAAAAUAAAAUAAAUAAAACU